Lepus europaeus (European hare) is the source of this 1386-nucleotide messenger RNA. RefSeq names its product regulating synaptic membrane exocytosis 3 (gene RIMS3). Bases 1 to 924 code for a protein of 307 amino acids. The transcript has 6 exons. NCBI's taxonomy places the organism in Eukaryota, Metazoa, Chordata, Mammalia, Lagomorpha, Leporidae. Gene Ontology annotation, molecular function: transmembrane transporter binding; small GTPase binding. Gene Ontology annotation, cellular component: cytoskeleton of presynaptic active zone; presynaptic membrane. Gene Ontology annotation, biological process: positive regulation of synaptic transmission; regulation of membrane potential; regulation of synaptic plasticity. The record is from RefSeq and is a predicted model, not a curated record.
AUGUUUAACGGGGAGCCGGGUCCGGCCUCGGCUGGGACCUCCAGGAACGUGGUGCGGAGUUCCAGCAUCAGCGGCGAAAUCGGAUCCCAGCAAGCUGGGGCCGGGGCUGGGACCACCACCGCCAAGAAGCGGCGCAGCAGCCUGGGCGCCAAGAUGGUGGCCAUCGUGGGUCUGACGCAGUGGAGCAAGAGCACUCUCCAGCUCCCCCAGCCUGAAGGGGCCACCAAGAAGCUGCGCAGCAACAUCCGCCGGAGCACGGAGACGGGCAUCGCCGUGGAGAUGCGCAGCCGGGUCACGCGCCAGGGCAGCCGCGAGUCCACGGACGGCAGCACUAACAGCAACAGCUCGGACGGCACGUUCAUCUUCCCCACCACCCGGCUUGGGGCCGAAAGCCAGUUCAGCGACUUCCUGGAUGGGCUGGGACCAGCCCAGAUUGUGGGGCGACAGACGCUGGCAACGCCACCCAUGGGAGACGUGCACAUCGGCAUCAUGGACCGGAGUGGCCAGCUGGAGGUGGAGGUGAUCGAAGCUCGGGGCCUGACUCCCAAACCAGGCUCCAAAUCCCUUCCAGCCACCUAUGUCAAGGCUUACCUGCUUGAGAAUGGAGCCUGCCUGGCCAAGAAGAAGACCAAGAUGGCCAAAAAGACCUGUGACCCCCUGUACCAGCAGGCUCUGCUCUUUGAUGAGGGGCCCCAGGGCAGGGUGCUGCAGGUGAUCGUCUGGGGCGACUAUGGCCGCAUGGACCACAAGUGCUUCAUGGGCAUGGCCCAGAUCAUGCUGGACGAGCUGGACCUGAGUGCGCCGGUCACCGGCUGGUACAAACUCUUCCCCACCUCCUCCGUGGCAGACUCCACACUCGGCUCCCUCACCAGGCGCCUGUCCCAGUCCUCCCUGGAGAGUGCCACCAGUCCCUCGUGUUCCUAAGGACCUCAGGAAAGGAGGCCGGGAUGGCAGUGGGGGAAGGGGUGCCAACGGGCCCCGCCUCCCCUCCUGUACAUAAUCUCCAUGUCUUUCUGGACCCUAGCCCUGCUGCAUGCCUGUUGGCUCCUGGGCUCGUCCCAGCUGGCAGUGGACACCAUAGUGUGUGUGUCUGUGUGUCUCUGUGUGUGUGUCUGUCUGUGUGUGUGUUUGUGACCAUGUUGUAUCUGUUCAUUUGUCUGGGUACACAGUCGGUCCAGGAGGGUGCCCAGGCUGAAAUCCUUGUCUCUUUGUAUCUUGUUGAAGAGAAACUCAGAAGCGUGUUGGGUGGCCACGACUCACCCUGAGGAGUCUCCUGGGCUGAAGUGCGGGACACGGCCCCUGGUGGAGCCUGCCCGGUUGCGUGCCUGUGCCUCCUCUUGGUGGUCUCUGGUUGGUUUUCUGUCUUGUCUUUUGUCCCACCUUUUG